Suillus paluster is the source of this 540-nucleotide messenger RNA. Its product is annotated as Hsp70 protein-domain-containing protein. Gene Ontology annotation, molecular function: heat shock protein binding; ATP binding; ATP-dependent protein folding chaperone. The transcript is spliced from 4 exons. The annotation marks the transcript as partial. Gene Ontology annotation, cellular component: cytoplasm. The record is from RefSeq and is a predicted model, not a curated record. Gene Ontology annotation, biological process: protein refolding; cellular response to unfolded protein. Lineage: Eukaryota; Fungi; Basidiomycota; Agaricomycetes; Boletales; Suillaceae.
AUGAUAGAUUUGAGGGAGCUUGCAUGUAAAUUUACAAGUGCGGCUGUGUUCCAGUCACGUGACAGAGCUUUCCUCCGCUCUGAACCUUCUUCGUCACUGUCGUGCGCAACGCUGGAGGUGAAUGCUGCCAACAACGCAACAACAACUCCCCUGGAGAAGAAAUACUUACUCACAUUAUACAGGGCCUCUGGACUACUGCACUUCCACUCGCACCACCCAUUGGAGGGUAACUUCAAGGUGAAGGCCACUGCUGGUGACACUCACUUGGGUGGUGAGGAUUUCGACAACCGUCUCGUCAACCACUUCGCGCAAGAAUUCAAGCGCAAGCACAAGAAGGAUCUUUCCUCCAACCCUCAUGUUCUCCGUCGUCUACGGGCUGCUUGCGAGCGUGCUAAGCGUACUUUGUCGUCGGCUACACAGACUUCCAUUGAAAUCGACUCCCUCUUCGAGGGUAUCGACUUCUACACUUCCCUCACUCGUGCCCAUUUCGAAGAGCUGUGCGCGGACCUGUUCCGCAGCACGCUCGAACUCAUCAAGAAG